Messenger RNA from Alternaria rosae, 1048 nucleotides. RefSeq lists its product as uncharacterized. The record is from RefSeq and is a predicted model, not a curated record. The coding region runs from base 91 to 1008 and encodes 305 amino acids. The transcript is spliced from 2 exons. NCBI's taxonomy places the organism in Eukaryota, Fungi, Ascomycota, Dothideomycetes, Pleosporales, Pleosporaceae.
GCACCAGCAUGUUCCAUCAGCAGUGCCAUAAACACCACCCAUCAAUAGCACCGCCAUCAUUUCUAUCACCUGUUACCACCAGCUACCAAUAUGUGCGGCGCCGAACCUCUCGUCAGCAUGAACAGCGCUGAAUCCGUCGAUGCCUUCUACGCGCUACUAGCAGAACGGAAACAUCUUGCUGCAUCCCGAUCGGUCGAAGCUGCGCCCAAAUGGCCAGCAGCCCGCAAUGAUCACUACUGCCACCAAGAGGUGUGUCGACACGAUGUCAUCGAUCUGUCCUCUAUAUGCGAGCCGUCCGACAGCGAUGGCGAUGGGCAUUCACACAUCGUUCUUGACGACGAAUUUUAUGACAGUGAAUACGAAACUCCAUCGAGGAGUAAACAGUACGAAAUUGAGAGCUGUCGUUCAGGCUAUUCGGAUGAAUUCGUCCCUCUCCGUUACAACACACCACCCACAUUCUACGAUGCCCAAGAACCCGGAAGCCGUCAGAUGUCUCCGAUAGACCCCAAAGCAAGCAUCCGUGCCCUCCGACAAGAACUCGAUAUUCUACAAAUCAGCAGCGCAAAGUCAUGUCUCGACCUUGAAGAGCGCUUCGAUAACCUCUCCUUGUUAUACGGCACUCUGCGUAGAGACUACGAAGAUUUUGCCCACAAACACGACGUACUCCUGCGGAUUUCAUUGAAGCAGUGUGAAGAUUUAGACAACCAAGCGAAGGUCCUGAUGGAAUUGGGCGAGUGGAAGAUGCGCACGCAGAACAGUUUUGCUGAGGUACAAGUUCAAGGACAAGAACCGGAGGUUUUGUAUCUUGGCACACCGCGUUCGACAUCCACAGUAAGUAUCGGACUAGAGAAUCUAAGAGCUACUCCUCUAGCGACGGAGAAUCAGGAUGUUACAUCGACGUCGAAUAGACGAGAAAAAGGUGUCGGAAGGAUGCCGCCACCUCCGAUCACGCCCGCCACGACGCCUGAACGAUGUGCCACACAUGCGCGCUUGGUCCUGAGGCUAUAAGCCAAGCAAGAUAUCGAGGAGGAAGUCAUGAAAUUAACUG